UAAGAGAGAGAGAAAAAAGUUGGUUGGGAAGGAGUCUUCUCUCUCCUCACUUCUUUAUCUCUCCCAGAGGCGACUGAAGUCUCUCACAUGCAUUGACGCUUAUCUGAAAAAAGAUCUAGCCGGAAAACUUUUCUCCAAAAUCAGAUCUCCGACGUCGCACUGAUUAGAUCUUACCCCUCUUUUUUUCUUGUGCUUUUAAUUUUCUUCCUCAUCAUCUAUUUCUUUGUCUGCGCCAAGCUUUUGGGUGUAUAGAUUCAGAAAGAAGAAAAUGGAAGCUAAUAACGGGAAUCAGGAGAGAGAGUAUAUAAGGAGGCACCAUAAGCAUGAGCUCGAGAGGGAGAAUCAGUGUAGCACUACUCUUGUUAAACACAUCAACGCUCCUGUCCAUAUCGUAUGGUCACUUGUGAGAAGAUUCGAUGAGCCACAGAAAUACAAGCCAUUCAUUAGUAGAUGUGUGGUUAAAGGAAACAUGGAGAUUGGUACUGUAAGAGAAGUUGAUGUGAGAUCAGGGUUGCCAGCUACUAGAAGCACUGAGAGGUUGGAGUUGCUUGAUGACAAUGAGCAUAUUCUCAGCAUCAGGAUUGUCGGUGGCGAUCACAGACUCAAGAACUAUUCUUCAGUCAUCUCUCUUCACCCUGAGACGAUAGAAGGAGGAAGAAUAGGGACACUUUUGAUCGAGUCUUUCGUGGUGGAUGUACCGGAAGGGAACACAAAGGAUGAGACUUGUUACUUUGUGGAGGCUCUUAUCAAAUGCAAUCUUAAGUCUUUAGCUGAUAUCUCCGAGCGUCUUGCGGUUCAGGACACAACAGGAGGUUUCCCAUGAACAGAGUCCAAGACAACAAAAAAAGACUCAAGAAAGAAACUAAUGGCAUGUGGAGUCAAGAGAGAUGAUCGCUGCCGUGGAUGAAGCUUUCAAAGGGAAAACGGAGAGAGAGUCUCUUUGAGGAUGGACAAGGCAAAUAAUCAUCAUCAUCAUUUACCGUUACAUAAUAAGUUUCUUUCUUUAUUUUUAACUUUUAUUGGCUUCUUACCCACUUUUGGUUAAUUUGAUGAAUGUUUUUGGUUUCUUCUCUCUAUAGAACCAACCAAAUAUGAUUUUGCA
Molecule: messenger RNA, 1102 nt
Organism: Brassica oleracea var. oleracea
Lineage: Eukaryota; Viridiplantae; Streptophyta; Magnoliopsida; Brassicales; Brassicaceae
Product: abscisic acid receptor PYL8-like
Exons: 3
Coding region: 269-823 (184 amino acids)
Biological process (GO): abscisic acid-activated signaling pathway
Cellular component (GO): nucleus; cytoplasm
Molecular function (GO): protein phosphatase inhibitor activity; signaling receptor activity; abscisic acid binding
Source: RefSeq, a predicted model, not a curated record